Malassezia japonica is the source of this 4899-nucleotide messenger RNA. RefSeq lists its product as uncharacterized. Gene Ontology annotation, cellular component: fungal-type vacuole membrane. Lineage: Eukaryota; Fungi; Basidiomycota; Malasseziomycetes; Malasseziales; Malasseziaceae. Bases 1 to 4899 code for a protein of 1632 amino acids. Gene Ontology annotation, biological process: transmembrane transport. Gene Ontology annotation, molecular function: ATP hydrolysis activity; ABC-type transporter activity; ATP binding. The record is from RefSeq and is a predicted model, not a curated record. The transcript has a single exon.
AUGCCCAGCGCCUUGGGAACGCUCGUCUCGAGCAGUGGCCCCUGCUGGCUGUCCCCGUUUGGGACGGUUGACUGGAACCCAUGCUUCCGCGCGGAAGUUUUAAACGCCGCGCUUCCCUAUGCGGCAAUCGUGCUCUCUGCCAUUUUUUGGGCGGCGGCCGUGGCGGUCGAUAAGCGCCACCGCCAAGAAAAGUUUGCGCGCGAGGUCGCGCAGCUGAACCCUGACUCGUCCAACUUUUACCAGACAUUCCCCGAGUCGAGCGAGACGUCGCCGAUCGUGCAGGCGACGACGCCGGCGGAGCGCGUCUUUCAGACGGAAAAUGCGGUGGUAAUCGACGCCGCGCUCUCGAUCAAGGAAGAUUUGUCGUCGUGCGCGACGCACGAGCGCAUCGCGCAGGAACAUCGUGCCAAGCGCAUUCUCGAGUGCGUCGUUGCGGCCAUGCUUGCUCUGACGCACAUUGCUGGCGCGUCGCUGUCGGCAGAAUGGGAGCGUUCCUGGAUUGUGUUCUGGCUGUACGGCACGGCACUGUCGCUGUACACGCUGCGCACUGGCCGCGGAUUCCUGAUGCAAAAGACGCUCUUGUCGACGCUUUACCUGCUCGUGACUGUAUCCAACUGGCGCACGAGUCUCGUGGCAAAAGACGCGGCGCCGACGCGGAUCCUGACCGGUGUGCAGCUCGUGCUCGCGCUGUGCAUGGCGGCGCUGAGCUACGUCACGCCGAUGUCGCAGACUGUGCCGCACAAGUUGCGUGCGCUGUACGACACGAUGCACAAGCGCACCGUCUACAGCCAGCUGCGCACGGCGAUGCCGACGCCGCCCCACGAGCGCCGCGGCGGUGAAGAGGUCAUUGCAAGCUACUCGGCGGACGCAGACCUGCCGCCGCCGCCGGAACAGCACGCGUCGCUGCUGAGCCGCGCGCUCUUUGCGUUUGUGCAGCCGGCCAUCAUCAAGUACUACUUCCAGCCGAUCACGCUUCCCGACGUCCCGCAGCUCAUGCUGGGCGACCGUGCGGCCGCCGUGGUGUCCAUGUUCCGCUCGAACGAGAAAGUGAGUCGGCCGGGAGAUCAGCCGUCGCUGUGGGUGCGCCUGCUGAAAAACUUCCUGCCGCUGGUCGUGUAUCAGUGCAGCUGCUCGCUGGUGACGACAAUCAUGACGAUUGUGCCGGUUUACUUCCUCUCGCGCCUGCUCAGCUUCUUUUCGGAGCGCGCCAAGAGCAGCGAGGCGCCGCUGCACAUGGGCGUGCUUUUUGCGCUGGCCAUGUUUGGCAGCCAGACGCUCCUCUCCGUCUUUCAGUCGCAGGCGCUCAUGACCGGCCGCCACAUCUGCGUGCAGAUCCGCGCCGUACUUACGUUUGAGAUCCUUAGCAAGACGAUGCGCCGCAGCAUCUCGCUCAAGAAGGCCGACGACACGCCGGUGGAACGCACGUCGGACGACGACACGGAAGACGACGCGGCGCCGGCAACCGACGGCCAGGUGACAAACUUGGUGUCGGUCGACGUGAACCGCGUGAGCGAGUUUGCGGCGUACACACACUUUCUCGUGCCGGAGCAGCCGCUGACGGUGAUCCUCGGCAUCGUUUACUUGGUGUCGCUCCUGGGCAUGUCGGCCGUCAUUGGCCUGAUUCUGCUGGUGGUCAUGAUCCCAUUCCAGGCGUACCUCUCGCGCGUCCUCGUCUCGAUCCAGACGCGCAUGCUGCGUGCGACAGACGAGCGCAUGAACCUCGCAAGCGAGGUCCUUACCUGCAUCAAGACGGUCAAGUUCUUUGCGUGGGAAAAGCCGUUCGAAGUGCGCAUGGGCGAGACGCGUACCAAGGAGCUACGUCUCCUGCGCCUCAACUUUUUCUUUUCGAUCCUGAACCACAUUACGUUUAUUGGCACGCCGAUGCUCGUGACGAUGGCGACCUUUGGCGCACAUACGCUCGUCUUCCAAAAGACGCUCACCGCCGAGACGGCUUUUACGGCGCUUGCGCUGUUCAACACGCUGCGCCGGCCGCUUGCGGAUCUGCCGCAGCUCAUCCACUGGCUCCUGAACGCUGUCGUGUCGGUGCGCCGUAUCGACAACUACCUCCAACAGCCGGACACGGGCAAGUACGACCAGCUGCUCGCCAACGUCCCGCAAGACGCAGUGUACACUCCUCCUUCGUUCUCCAAGAUUGGGUUCGUGGACGCAACGUUCAGCUAUGGCGAAGAGAGCCAGUUCUCGUUGCAAAAUCUCAACUGCCUCUUUCCGGUCGGCGAGAUCAGCUGCGUGAUCGGCCCGGUAGGCUCGGGCAAGACGUCGCUUUUGCUUGCAAUGAUGGGCGAGCUGCACCGCGUCUCGGGCACGACGCGCAUGCCGUGCCCUAUUGCACGCUCGCUGGUCGAGCCGGAUCCGGAGACGCACCUGACCGAGUCGGUCGCAUACUGCUCCCAGAGCGCCUGGCUUCUCGGCACGACCGUGCGCCAAAACAUUUUGUUUGGCGCCAAGUACGAUCAAGGCCGCUACUGCGAGGUGCUCAAGGCCUGCGCGCUCGAGCCGGACCUCGAUAUCCUCGAGUAUCACGACGAGACCGAGGUGGGCGAAAAGGGCACGUCGCUCUCGGGCGGCCAGAAAGCGCGCAUCUCCCUGGCACGGGCAUUCUACUCAAACGCGAAACACAUUCUCAUCGACGAUGCCUUGUCGGCCGUCGAUGCCCACACGGCGCGCCACCUGAACGAAAAGUGCUUCCGGGGCCCGCUGGCCAAGGGCCGCACGAUCGUGCUCGUGACGCACGCCGUGACGCUCAUGCUCCCGAGCGCAUCGUACGCAAUCGUGAUGGAUGGCGGGCGGAUUGCAGCGCAGGGAAAGCCGGCUGCGCUCCUUGCCCAGGGCCAUAUCAAGGAGGGGAGUGCGGUGCAGCUCGAGGCGGCCGAUGAGGACACCGCCGUCGAGGACGAGUCGCUGCAAAAGGUGCGCUGGGAAAAGGCGCAGGAGCGCCGUGCGCGCAAGGCGCUGGCCGAUAAGAAUGAGGAAAAGAUUGCGCGUGAGCAGUCGAGCACUUCGCUAUACUGGCUGUACAUGGGCUCGGUCGCGCACAAGACUGGCGCGGCGGUCCUCAUUUGGCUUGUGCUGACGGCGAUGUACGUCAGUAUUCGUGCCGUGGACGUCGGGAGUGGCGCUUGGCUGCGCAACUGGGCGCGGUCGUACGAAGGCCACCGCGAGGUGCUGCUGCACGCCGUGCACUACGUCCGCUCCGUGCCGGAACAGCUGCUCAAGGAGAGCACCGUGCUGGAAGAGGACCGUACUGUGUACUACCUGAAAGGCUACGCGGCGAUCGUGGUGGGCUUCAUCGUGCUUAGUUUUGUCUGUGAUCUGCUCCAGUUCCAGGCGUCGCUGCAGGCAUCCGCGCGCUUGUACAACCGCCUCAUCCGUGCACUGCUCUUUGCCAAGCCGCAGUUCUACGACAAGACGCCGAUCGGGCGUAUUACGAACCGGUUGUCACGCGAUAUGGAGGAAAUCGACCAGGAGCUGUCGCCCGUUAUGCAAAUGACGGUCGAGAACCUGAUUUCGCUCGUGGCGAUCAUUGCAGUCAUCUGCUGGGCGACGCCCAAGUUUUUGCUUGUGCUCGGUGUGGUGAUGGCCAUGUACUUUACCAUUGGCUCGCUGUACCUUGCCUCGUCGCGCGACCUGAAGCGCAUCGAGAGUGUGCAGCGCUCGCCGUUGUAUACUCUCGUCGGUGAGACCAUCUCGGGUAUGGUCACGAUUCGCGCGUACAGCGACGGCGAGCGUGUGAUGCGCCAGUGCCUGAACCUGGUCGAUAAGUGGAACCGUGCGUUCCUUUUCUUGUGGUACGAGAAUCGCUGGCUGAGCAUCUGCUGCGAUGUGUCGGGCGCCGGCGUGACGCUCACCGCUGCGCUCUUCCUCCUGCUUGGCACGGCGGACGCAGCGCUGGCUGGCUUCACGCUAUCGUAUGCCAUUACGCUCGUCGACGUCGUUUUGUGGCUCGUGCGUUUGUACUCGGUCGUGGAGAUUAACAUGAACUCGGUCGAGCGCAUCGGCGAGUACAUCAGCAUCGAGUCGGAGCGUGCCGGCGGAUCUUUGCCGCCUGCGCACUGGCCGACCGACUCAGGGAGCAUCGAUAUCAAGGGGCUGUCCGUGCGCUACGGCCCGGAAUUCCCGCUCGCACUUACCGAUGUCUCUUUUACCAUCACCCCUGGCGAAAAGGUCGGUAUUGUCGGCCGUACGGGCAGCGGUAAGUCAACGCUGUCUCUUGCCUUUUUCCGCUUCCUCGAAGCCGAGUCGGGCUCGAUCGUGAUCGACGGGAUCGACAUUUCCAACAUCACACUCGAGGCACUGCGCAGCCGCCUGACCAUUAUUCCCCAGGACUCGCAGCUCUUCCGCGGCACGGUCCGUGCAAACCUCGAUCCGUUUGGGACAUGCGACGAUGGCGACAUGUGGUUUGCGCUGCAGCGCUGCCAGCUUGCCACGGGCACGCACGAUGGUGCCUUCAGGCCGAGCGAUACGAGUGUGAUCAAGACGCUUGAUGACGCUGUCGAGCAAGGUGGCGCCAACUUUAGCGCCGGUCAACGCCAGCUUCUCUCGCUCGCCCGCGGCCUGCUCAAGAUGCGCAACAGCCGCAUCCUCAUUCUCGACGAGAGCACCGCAAAUCUCGACUCAGAGUCCGACACACUCAUCCAGCGCACUAUCCGUGAGCAAAUGGCGCCUGGCGUGACGAUUCUCACGGUCGCCCACCGCCUCAAGACCAUUAUUGACUAUGACAAGGUCCUUGUCUUGGACAAGGGCCACGUUCUCGAGUUCGACUCGCCUGCGAACCUGCUCGCGAAGCCAAACUCGUCAUUUUACCACCUCUGCGCCCAGAGUGGCGACUUGGACGAGCUGACCCAAGCCGCUUCCGAGGCGCAGUCGCAUCGCAUUCCGUAA